UUUAAUCAUGUAAAAUUCCCUGCGACAAUAUAUGUCUGAUUCCUACAGUCAAGAGAACUCAUACCAGAAGCACGCGGCCGAAAAAUCAGAGGCUGCCGCGCAUCGUCGUGCACCAAUAGCGCCAAUCACAACCCCUGUCGUACCUGACGCCGAGGACAAACCAUUCUCACAUGGCCUUUUCGACAACGAUCCAGCGACAACUGCUGCAAGAAAGGGCUGGUUAAAGAUUAGCAUCUUUGGUGUACUGGUUCUUUUCGUUAUGAUCUGGGGGGUUCUACCCAUCUAUUGGGCUGCUCUUGGUCGGUCGUACAAUAACGUUCACAACCUAUCCGGAUAUGUGGUGGACUUUGAUGGAGGCGAAAUUGGGCAAGCAGUAACACAGGCGUUCAAAAACAUAACUGGUUCACAACAAAUGUCCUGGCUGAUACUGGAUGCAGCGCAAUUUCCUGGUGGGCCAGAUGAAGUGGCCCAGGCUCUGCUUGAUCAUAGAUGCUGGGCAGCUGUCACUGUCAAUCCCCAGGCUUCAACUAACUUAAAUGUCUCGAUCAAUGCAGCUAAUGCAUCGUAUAACACAACCCAAGCCGUGACCGCAUACCUUGCCAGUGGUCGCAAUGAGAACAUAUAUCGAGGCACCAUCACCCCACAGGUCAUCUCGAUAUUGACCAACAUAUCACAUACAUUUUCACUCUCCUUCUCUCAACUUUUAGCGUCGAGGUCAGAUAUCUCGACACUCCUCCAAACUGCGCCUAUACUGGUAAUUCAACCAUUGGCCUUCACCAUCAAUGAUAUAAGACCGUUCAAUGUCCCUGUGGCGUCUGCGGUAGACUAUGUUGGACUUAUCUACCUCCUGAUUUUGGCGUUCGUAUUGACGAACCAACUUUUGGCGGCUCGCGUUGAAUCAGGCUUUGAGAAGCGUUUGAGGUUGCGACCUCUCAUCCUUAUUCGCCUGCUAUGGCCAGUCACUCUCUACUUCUUUGUCUCCCUAAUGUAUUCUUUCUUAAGUUUGGCGUUCGGAGUGCCAUUUGGCAGGAAAUUUGGGCACGCAGGCUUUGUCAUCUACUGGAUGAUGUCGUGGUGUAGCAUGUCCGCCUUGGGCCUCGCUCUCGAAUCUAUGAUCACCCUCCUCACCAUAAAAUUCAUUCCAAUAUUUCUUAUCCUGUGGAUUAUAUCUAAUGUGUCCGUAGCCUUUUAUCCGAUAGAAGUGCUGCCGGCCGUCUUUCGCUAUGGUUUUGCGAUGCCGUUCUACAAUGUUUCAAGCACAGCUCGGACGAUUAUUUUUGACACUAAGAACGAGAUCGGACUGAAUUUCGGUGUCCAGUUCUCGUGGAUUCUUAUCUCUUGUAUAACUCUUCCAAUAUUUCAAUGGCUCGUCAGACGACGACAAAUCAAGGCCUGGGAAGCAUCUCAAAGAGCUGCGCGAGAGAAGGCAUAACGCGUGCUUCAUAUCCGCAUUCUUUGUUUUGGCGAUUCGAACUCUGGCUAGGAGGGCAUCAGGGAAACGUAAUUCACUACAGAGUGCUACAGAGCACUCUGUAGCAUUCUGUAGCGCAAUCGAACCCGCUGAUGCGGU
Suillus fuscotomentosus is the source of this 1570-nucleotide messenger RNA. RefSeq lists its product as uncharacterized. The coding region runs from base 32 to 1432 and encodes 466 amino acids. The record is from RefSeq and is a predicted model, not a curated record. The transcript is spliced from 13 exons. Gene Ontology annotation, cellular component: membrane. NCBI's taxonomy places the organism in Eukaryota, Fungi, Basidiomycota, Agaricomycetes, Boletales, Suillaceae.